This is a messenger RNA of Sarcophilus harrisii (Tasmanian devil), 2204 nucleotides long. It is a transcript of the gene SNX21, whose product is annotated as sorting nexin family member 21. The coding region runs from base 340 to 1464 and encodes 374 amino acids. Lineage: Eukaryota; Metazoa; Chordata; Mammalia; Dasyuromorphia; Dasyuridae. The transcript is spliced from 4 exons. The record is from RefSeq and is a predicted model, not a curated record. Gene Ontology annotation, biological process: protein transport. Gene Ontology annotation, molecular function: protein binding; phosphatidylinositol phosphate binding. Gene Ontology annotation, cellular component: early endosome membrane.
UCCGGUGUCUGACGGGGCCAGUGGUUUUCGCUCCCGGGCUUCCAAGGCCAGUAAGCCCGGAGCAGGCGGAGUCGGGGGCGGGGCCGUGGCAGGAAGAGACCGGAGGGAGCCGCGGAGCCCAGCCGGGAGGCCAUCCCGUCGCUCGGGCUUCGGUGAGCAGUUGUGGGCCGGGCCGAGCCGAGCCGAGCCGAGCCGGACCAGGCCACCGAGCCGGAAGGGUCGGGAAGGAGGCCGCCUGCCUUCGGACCCCUGACCUCCAACCACCCUCGACUGCCGGACAGCCUGUCGGGUUGAGAGCAUUGCAGCCCGCAGCCCUAUUCCCAGACUCUCGGGGGUACCAUGGCCUCUCGUCUUCUGCAUCGCCUGCGGCACGCCCUGGCCCUAACCGGAGAGGGCCCGGGAGAGGUGGUCCCUGGCCCGGAGGCCGAGGAAUUCCCGGAGAGUUCGGAGCUCGAGGAGGAUGAUACAGAGGGUUUAUCCACUCGCCUCAGUGGCACCUUGAGCUUCACCAGUACCGAAGAUGAUGAGGACGAGGAGGAAGAAGAAGAAAACGCAGAUCCUCUAGGAUCAGGGGCCGCCCUGGGUCGAAGACUUAAGAAUCCUGGAGAGGAUGGCGCUGGGGAGGACGGAGAUCGGAAUCCCUCAUCAGAUGGUCCCCGGAGCAGUAACCUCUUGACACGGCAACUACAGGACUUCUGGAAAAAGUCAAAAAGUAACCUGGUACCCCAGAGGCUGCACUUUGAAGUGACCAGUGCCAAUGUCAUCAAUGAGCCACCCUCCAAGUACGUGCUCUACACCAUCGCCUUGAUAGGCCCUGGGCCACAGGAACACACGCCAGCUCAGAUUUCUCGGCGCUACUCUGACUUUGAACGACUACACCGGCAACUUCGGCAGCAGUUUCGUGGUCCUAUGGCUGCAGUUUCUUUUCCCCGAAAACGCCUACGGAGGAAUUUUACUGCUGAGACUAUUGCUCGGCGUAGCCGGGCCUUUGAACAAUUUCUGGGGCACCUUCAGGCUGUGCCUGAGCUUCGUCAGGCACCUGACCUCCAGGACUUCUUCAUUCUACCUGAGCUUCGACAGGCACAAAGACUUACCUGCACUGGUCUCUACCAGGAGGCCUUGAGGCUCUGGACUAAUGCCUGGCGCCUACAGAUCCAACUGGGCACUACAGUAGAUACCCAUCGGACACUGCUGACUCUGGUAGGCUUGGCUGUGUGCCACCAAGAGCUGGAACAACCCAGCGAAGCGAGGCUGAGCUGUGAGCAGGCUUUGCAGAUGCUGGGGACUAGUGAUUCUCAUCCCCUGCUGGGACCUUUUCUUGAGGCUCAUGUUCGCCUCUCCUGGAGGCUUGGCAUUGACAAGCGCCAGUCAGAGGCCCAGCUCCAGGCCCUACAAGAAGCUGGUCUCACCCCUACUCCACCCCCCAGCCUCAAGGAACUGCUUAUCAGGGAGGCCCUGGACUAAAAGAGCUUUCCAUCUUGACAGGGAUGUUGGUGGGAGAAGCUAGGAGAACAAGGGCUGACAGGAAUCCAAUAAAGGGUGGUAGGAACUAGAAAGAUAGAAUUCAGAAGAGAUUUUAGAGAUUCCCUAGAAUAACCUCUCUGGAUCUUCUUGCUUCUCUCUAAAAUGGUCAUAUAACUUGCCCAUGCUCACAGCAAUAGCAGAUCUUGAGACCCUCAUUUCUUUUCUGGCCCUUUCCCCAUUUUGCUGUGCCCUUGACCAGCCUUGCCUGCAGGUGGCAGUAAUGGAAAGCAAGUAAAGUAGCAAAUCUAGCCUGUUUCUCUAGCUGCAAUGGGCUCCUCCCCAGGUGAAGUUCAUAUCUCUGUUCCAUCCUUUCCCAUAUGACUGAGGGACAGUCUCCUCAAAAGGCCAAGAGUAGUGGAGCAAUUGUUCUAGCCCAGGGGAAUAAAAAAGCUGAAACCUCCAAAUGGUACCUAUCUUUAUUAUGAGCAAAGAAUGGAAGGGGCACAGCCCCUGCCCACAGUUGGUAGAACAGAAUACAGGGAUGGAUUCAAGAAAUCUAGGGGCAGCUUCUUUCUACAGCUUACUCUCCAGCUCCUGCUUCAGCCGGAUUACACCCUCCUGGGCACAUGUUACAGCCAGGACUCCAUCUCGUCGCCACAGACGCCCAUGAACCAGUCCUCGAGAGCCACCUGUGGGUUUCGCAAGGAAAGUGAGCACCUGGCUUGUAUAGCCUUUCAAAA